Messenger RNA from Diplodia corticola, 2694 nucleotides. RefSeq names its product transcription factor jumonji aspartyl beta-hydroxylase. Gene Ontology annotation, biological process: chromatin remodeling. The transcript is spliced from 3 exons. Gene Ontology annotation, molecular function: histone demethylase activity. Bases 1 to 2694 code for a protein of 897 amino acids. Lineage: Eukaryota; Fungi; Ascomycota; Dothideomycetes; Botryosphaeriales; Botryosphaeriaceae. Gene Ontology annotation, cellular component: nucleus. The record is from RefSeq and is a predicted model, not a curated record.
AUGGGCAGGACCAAAGUCAGAGACACGCGCCAUGCCAUGGGAUCCGGCAGUAGUCUGCUGACGCUAAGACGCAAACUGACCAGUCUGUCGGCACAACUAGCGGACUUAUCCUCUGCGCCGGUUCCGCAUGCUUCGACCGUGGACCUCGCUACUGCAAAAAAACAAAUCCAGCUCCUAAAACGCAGCGUCGGCUCCAUAUCACGCCAUAUUACCAAGCUUUCCAAGGCAAUCGAACAAGAGCAGCGCCGGCGCAACCGCCUUCCCACCGGCGAUUCCCCAACCGUAGACACGACGCCAAACGAAGAACCGUCUUGUCCUGGUCUCUACAAUGGAACCGUCACGUUUGGCCUCGGGCAGAGCGAUCGUCGGCUCGUGCCGGCCAUUUACGAAAUGCUCGACGACUUCCCAGAUUGCAACGAGCUCGGCUACUGCAAGGUCCGCGUCGGCGAAGAUGUCAUACGAACCGUCGACCGCGACAGGAUAGGUUCUUACACUGUCAAAGAGCUGGACGGUUGCCAAUCCGCCGCCGUGGCAAUCGAGGAAUGGGGCGGCCGGGAUGAGCUUGUUGGAUUGGUAUGCUCCCUCUUCAUCGCCAACAGCGAAGAAGAGACGCCCAUUUCAAGCUUCGAUUUUCGAGACAUGCAAGCCGCCGAGGCAGAAGCAGGGAGCGUACAUCUGGACGGACGCGCCUUGUUCUGUUCCACUGUCGAGGCUGCCGCCGAGGGCAGCCACAAGCCGUAUCUUGUCAUCCCGACCGACUGUACCUCCGAUUGGAGACUAUCUGCAGGCCUGCCGGCAGAACCGUAUGUGCACUGCGGCAGCCGGCUGGCACGCACUGCAGGCAAGGUUGCGGGCGUCCAUACACCGUACGAAUACAUCAGCUCGGCUGCGUCCUCCGCUACUGGCAUGCAUGUCGAGGAUGCCUUGUUGGGGUCUAUCAAUAUCCUCUUUACCGGAGCACCCAAGGUCUGGCUCAUAGUUCCGCCGAGUGCUCUUGGGUUGCUCGAGGCCAAGGUAAAAAAGGCCCUGACGGACCCGCUACGCUUUGCACGUCCUUGCUCCCAAUUUGUCCGCCAUAUGGACGCCCUGCUGUCGCCGAGGCUGCUUGAGGAAUGGAAGGUGCCCUACCAUAUUGUUACAUGCCGAGCCGGAGAGAUGGUCGUAACACUGCCCGGAGCCUAUCACCAGGUCGCCAAUGCCGGACCCAACUAUGCUCAGGCAAUCAACUUUGCACCGCCAGGCUGGUCGGGGCCGCCUGAGGGCUACAGUUUCUGUGGGCCGAACUGUCCGCUGUGGGACCCACCCACCGCCGCACACUUUCGGUUCCAGGAAGGAGAGGACGAAAGUGAGGAGGCACAGAAAGACCAUCGACAUGAACGUGUUGCAGACGGAGUCAGAGAUGACAUCCAAGUGGGAUCAAAAGAUGAAGUAGCAAUGUGUUCAGAGAAGUACAGUGGACCAAAUGCGGUACGCAAGCCAGAAGACGAUUUCGAUUCUUGGACUUCCCUGGACCAUACGAUGGCUCCGGCCGUUCUCCACACCUCUCGAACGUUGUCUCAGCUCAUGGUAAAUAACUUAAAAAACCCUCGAAAACGUCCAUCCACUUUCACCGCCGAUGUUCGCGAAAGUGAUAGCGACGUCAGCGGGAGUGAAGACUUCGGGAGUUCGUCUGUCGAAUUCCAAGCCGUAGGAUUGCCCGGUCAGUGUGCGACGUUAUCUCACUCACCCGACGUCUCAACGCCACUUGAGAUUGACCAUUGGAGAGAAAGCGUUUCUCAGGCUGCACGUGCUGGCGGAUUUUGUGUCGAUGGAGUCCUUCAGGCUCUCCGAAACGCACCCAAUGACCAGUCCUGCAUUAAAGUGUUGAGAACGUUGCAGUGCAUCUGCGAGAUUGCCAACAUACCAUUACUCCUGCAAAUCAAGUCACACCUCCAGACACCCGGCAAAGCUUCAUACAGGAACACCAAGGAUGGACGUUUUUGCCAAGGUGUCCGUGGGCUAGUACAUCUCCAUCAAAACAUCAGCACCCUCCAAGCUGUAUCUUUCUUGACCUGUUACCAAAUUGCUGCACAAAAGAUGGAGUACUUCCAGCUUUUCGAAGCAGUAGUCGCGCAAAGGAAGGCUGCAACGAAACUGGCAUCGGAUGAACGAAGAAAUCUCAAGAAACGACAGAGCAGAGGAACGUCGACUCCAGCGUGCACAAGCCCGCUCCGCCCCGUCCAAGUUCGAGCUAUUGUAAAGAACGAGAUCUUACGCUCUAUGGAGCAAGACGAAAACAGUCGUCACGCAGCCAAGGGAGAUCUAGAAGCGUACCUUAAACACGGAAGGAUCUUUCACCUGCUUCUCGGUUCCGCUAGUCCUAGCCUCCUCGUACUGUUACCACUGUACGAUCUCGCCGAAAAGGCUCCCUCGCUCGAUCUUUCGGCAUUCUGCCCUCCAGGUAAGGGGUCAGAGAAAUACAAAAGAGACCUGGCUGCGCCGAUCGGCUCCUCGUGUUUGCUCAAAGCAAGUUUCGCUCUAGCAACAUACUUUGGCAAACAACUUUUCGUUGCCCGUCCUGAGCUCGAGGAGUACUGGCAUGGCGAUCAAGGCUCUUCCGCGGAAGAACCAAGUCCAAUGUUGUUGAACAUUUCAGAGCAAGAGAUGAUGAUGACGAAGCCAACUGAAGUCUCACGCUUGUUCAGACGAGGCUAA